Aplosporella prunicola CBS 121167 is the source of this 510-nucleotide messenger RNA. RefSeq lists its product as uncharacterized. The annotation marks the transcript as partial. The transcript has 2 exons. Gene Ontology annotation, cellular component: mitochondrial intermembrane space. Gene Ontology annotation, molecular function: protein-disulfide reductase activity. The record is from RefSeq and is a predicted model, not a curated record. Gene Ontology annotation, biological process: protein import into mitochondrial intermembrane space. Lineage: Eukaryota; Fungi; Ascomycota; Dothideomycetes; Botryosphaeriales; Aplosporellaceae.
CUCGAGGAAGAGGCCGGCCAGCAAGGCGCCUUCAACCCGGAGACUGGCGAGAUCAAUUGGGAUUGCCCGUGCCUGGGCGGCAUGGCCCACGGCCCUUGCGGCGACGAGUUCAAGGCUGCCUUCAGCUGCUUUGUCUUCUCGAAGGAGGAGCCGAAGGGCAUGGAUUGCAUUGACAAGUUCAAGGGCAUGCAAGACUGCUUCAGGCAAUACCCGGACAUCUACGGAGAGGAGAUUGCCGACGACGGUGCCGACGACAACGACAACGAUGUGGACUCGUCAGUAGGCCAGGACUUGGCUGCUACCCCCGCCGUGACGCCCUCUGGCGGCCACGAGCGCGCCGAAAAGGUCGCGGACCACAAGCCUCACCACCCUCCUUCUCCGGAGCACGAGGUCAAGGGCCGGACGGAGCGCGCGAAGAAUGCGUCGCAGCAGGUCAAGGACACGCACGCGGCGCUGGAGCAGGCCGAGGCCGAGGCAGUUGUUCCCAAGGAGUGGCACGAGAACAAGUAA